AUGGGUGCCGCUUGUGGGAGGUGGGAGCUGCUCAGCCUCUGGUGUGGCAUCUGGCUGUGGGUGAGCGCAGCUGAGCCAAGCCCUCCGACGCCCACGGGGCAGAGCCCCCUGCAGCUCCGGCUGGCAGGCUACCCCCGCAAGCACAACGAGGGGCGCAUCGAGGUCUUCUACAACCAAGAGUGGGGCACCAUCUGUGACGACGACUUCACCCUGGCCAAUGCCCACGUUCUCUGCCGCCACCUGGGCUUUGUCGCUGCCACCGGCUGGACCCACAGUGCCAAAUAUGGCAAAGGCUCCGGGCGUAUCUGGCUGGACAACCUGAGCUGUGGUGGGGGCGAGAAGAGCGUGUUGGACUGCCGCUCACGGGGCUGGGGCAACAGCGACUGUUCCCACGAGGAAGAUGCCGGCGUCAUCUGCAAGGACGAGCGCAUCCCUGGCUUUGUCGCUUCCAAUGUGAUUGAGACAGAGCAGAACCAGGUGGAAGAGCUCCGGCUGCGCCCAGUUGUCUCCCACGCCAAGCGGCCGCUGCCGGUGACAGAGGGCAUCGUGGAAGUCCGCUACAAAAACAGCUGGGCCCAGAUUUGUGACGAGAGCUGGAGCAGCCAGAACAGCCGGGUCGUCUGUGGCAUGCUGGGCUUCCCUGCUGAGAAGAAAGUCAACCGGAAUUUCUACCGGCUCUCCACGCAGCGACACCCCCCCAGCUACCGGCUGCACUCGGUCUCCUGCCUGGGGAACGAGGUCCACCUCUCUCUCUGCUCCUUCGAGUUCUACCGCAGCAACGCCACCGGGGUGUGCAAGGGCGGGAUGCCGGCAGUGGUGGGCUGCGUCCCCGGGCCCCUCUUUAUGGCAAGUGGCGGCCAGAAGAAGAAGCGGCAGCAGAAGCAGCAGCCUGGGCAGAUGCGCCUCCGGCUGAAGGGCGGGGCCAGGGCCGGCGAAGGGCGGGUGGAGGUGCUCCGGCACAGCGAAUGGGGCACCAUCUGUGACGACCGCUGGAACCUGGUGUCGGCCAGCGUAGUUUGCCGGGAGCUGGGCUUUGGCAGUGCCAAGGAGGCCCUGACAGGGGCACGCAUGGGCCAAGGAAUGGGCCCCAUCCACAUGAACGAGGUGCGCUGCACAGGCUCCGAGAAGUCACUGUGGAGCUGCCCACACAAGAACCUCACCCAGGAGGGCUGCAAGCACUCGGAGGAUGCCGGCGUCCGCUGCAACGUCCCCUACAUGGGCUACGAGACCACGAUCCGCCUGAGCGGGGGCCGCAGCCGCUUUGAGGGGCGGGUGGAGGUGGCGCUGGGGGCUGGGAGCAGCAGCAGCCCCUCCCAGUGGGGCCUGGUUUGUGGCGAGGGCUGGGGGGCUCUGGAGGCCCUGGUGGUGUGCCGGCAGCUGGGCCUGGGGUUUGCCAGCCAAGGCUUGCAAGAAACGUGGUACUGGGACGCCAGCAACGUGACAGAGAUGGUGCUGAGUGGCGUGAAGUGCACGGGGCAAGAGAUGACGCUGGGGCACUGCCCGCACCACGACACCCUUAACUGCCAGAAGAGAGGGGCCCGCUUCGCUGCAGGGGUCAUCUGUUCUGAGACUGCCUCAGACUUGCUGCUCCACGCCCCGUUGGUGCAAGAGACGGCCUACAUUGAGGACCGCCCUCUGCACAUGCUCUACUGUGCGGCAGAGGAAAACUGCUUGUCGAGCAGCGCCCGUAAUGCCAACUGGCCCUAUGGGCACCGGCGCCUCCUGCGUUUCUCCUCUCAAAUCCACAACAACGGCCGGGCAGACUUCCGCCCCAAGGCUGGGCGCCACUCUUGGGUGUGGCACGAAUGCCACGGGCACUACCACAGCAUGGACAUUUUCACCCACUAUGACCUCCUCACCCCCAAUGGCACCAAGGUGGCCGAGGGGCACAAGGCCAGCUUCUGCUUGGAAGACACGGAGUGCCAGGAGGAUGUGGGCAAGCGGUACGAGUGUGCCAACUUUGGAGAGCAGGGCAUCACUGUGGGCUGCUGGGACCUCUAUCGACACGACAUCGACUGCCAGUGGAUCGACAUCACAGACGUCCGGCCCGGGAACUACAUUCUGCAGGUGGUGAUCAACCCCCGCUACGAGGUGGCCGAGAGCGACUUCACCAACAACGCCAUGAAGUGCAACUGCAAAUAUGACGGGCACCGCAUCUGGGUCCACAGCUGCCACAUAGGAGACGCUCUCAGCGAGGAGGCGAGCAGGCGCUUUGAACAGUAUCCCGGACAGCUGAACAACCAAGUUGUGUAGCCACACCUUCCGCUCGCCCCUGCGCCAGCUGCACCCAGUGGGGCGGGGAGGAUGGCGCUCUGGCCCAGCUCCCUGCUGCCCACUCGCCAGCAGCGGAUCCAGCACAGCCCCAGAGGAGGAGGAGCAGCAGCACAGCACGGGGGCCAGGCAGCCACUCCAUAAGCAGGCUGGCACUCGACUGCAAGGGCCCAGCUCUGGAGCCCCUGCCUGGCACCCUCCUGCCCCCCCAGGAGUGGGGUGGCCCCUCCCGGCCAGGACUGUCUCCCAUAUAAAGUGUUGGGUUUGCCCCCA
Messenger RNA from Heteronotia binoei (common prickly gecko), 2544 nucleotides. It is a transcript of the gene LOXL3, whose product is annotated as lysyl oxidase like 3. The record is from RefSeq and is a predicted model, not a curated record. Gene Ontology annotation, cellular component: membrane. Gene Ontology annotation, molecular function: copper ion binding; protein-lysine 6-oxidase activity. Gene Ontology annotation, biological process: peptidyl-lysine oxidation; inflammatory response. The transcript has 13 exons. The coding region runs from base 1 to 2253 and encodes 750 amino acids. Lineage: Eukaryota; Metazoa; Chordata; Lepidosauria; Squamata; Gekkonidae.